Messenger RNA from Cannabis sativa, 2007 nucleotides. Its product is annotated as cyclin-A1-1. Gene Ontology annotation, molecular function: cyclin-dependent protein serine/threonine kinase regulator activity. Gene Ontology annotation, cellular component: cytoplasm; nucleus; cyclin-dependent protein kinase holoenzyme complex. The record is from RefSeq and is a predicted model, not a curated record. The transcript has 10 exons. Gene Ontology annotation, biological process: mitotic cell cycle phase transition; regulation of cyclin-dependent protein serine/threonine kinase activity. Bases 240 to 1712 code for a protein of 490 amino acids. Lineage: Eukaryota; Viridiplantae; Streptophyta; Magnoliopsida; Rosales; Cannabaceae.
UAUAGAGGAGCGUUGGUUAAUGGGCCCCACUAGAAGAGCAACGGUUCAAAUUCAAAUUAUCCCUCUUUUUUCUCUUCCUCUGUUCUAAAAACCCUUUCUUUUUCUCACUUUUUUUUCUCAACAACCAAACAAACUCUUUUCUUAUUCUUCUCUCAAUUUCGAAAGAAAUUCGAAGAAGAGAAAUUGACCCUUUUGAGUUUCUUCAAAGGAAAUUGUGAAGUGGGGUUUGUUUUUCCACGAUGUCCUCUCAGAAUCGUCGUUCGUCUUUUUCUUCAUCGACGUCGUCUUCUUUGGCUAAAAGACAUGCUUCUUCUUCUUCGCAUUUGGUUGAAAAUGUGAAGAAGGUUUCGGGUUCUUCUGUGUUGGGUGCCCCAAAGAAGAGAGCCCCUCUCUCUAAUUUGACCAAUCGAAGUAAUAAUAAUAACAAUGAGUCUCGUAAUGCUUCAAAGACAACUCUUCCUUCGGUACCAUUGGGAACCAAGAAAGUGGAACCUAAUAAUAAUGUGGGGGUUUCUGGGAACAAGAUGCUCAAAUCCUCCUCAAAUGUCAAACCUAGUUCAAAGGUUAUUACAUCUAAACAAAAACUUGAUGAAGCUCCUCCUCCUCCUCCUCCCAUGGCCAUUACAUGUACUAGUAUGGAUGUUUCUCCAACUCAAUCAGAAAAUCUUUCUGUAUCUUUGGAUGAAACAAUGUCUGUGUGUGAUUCUUUUAAGAGUCCAGAAGUGGAAUAUGUUGCAGUUGAUUCUAUUAACAAGAAGACAUUUAGUAAUCUCUACAUUUCAGAACAUUCCAAGUCAACAGAUAACAUUUGUAAUAGAGAUGUGUCUGUGGAGAUGGAAAUAGAUGAUGAUCAAAUUGUUGAUGUUGAUAGUAAUUUCAUGGAUCCCCAAUUGUGUGCUACCAUUGCUUGUGAUAUUUAUAAGCAUUUGCGUGCAUCUGAGGUUAAUAAAAGGCCUUCAACAGAUUUCAUGGAGAAAGUUCAGAAAGAUGUUACUCCAAGCAUGAGGGCAAUUCUAAUAGAUUGGCUUGUAGAGGUGUCUGAGGAGUACAGGCUUGUACCUGAUACAUUGUACUUGACAGUUAAUUACAUAGACAGAUAUCUUUCUGGAAAUGUUAUGAAUAGACAACGAUUACAGUUGCUCGGUGUGGCUUGCAUGAUGAUUGCCUCAAAAUAUGAGGAGAUUUGUGCACCCCAAGUUGAAGAAUUUUGUUAUAUAACUGAUAACACCUACUUCAAGGAUGAGGUUUUGGAAAUGGAAUCUUCAGUGUUGAAUUACUUGAAGUUUGAAAUGACAGCCCCAACAACUAAAUGUUUCUUAAGGAGAUUUGUUCGUGCUGCUCAAGGAAUCAAUGAGGUCCCAUUAAUGCAAUUCGAGUGCUUGGCUAACUACCUUGCAGAAUUAUCUCUUUUAGAGUAUAGUAUGCUAUCUUACCCUCCAUCAAAGAUAGCAGCAUCAGCAAUUUUCUUAGCCAAUUUUAUAAUCCUCCCAUCAAAGAGACCUUGGAACAACACCUUGCUUCAUUACACACAAUACCAACCAUCAGACUUGUGUUCCUGUAUUAAAGAUCUUCAUCGCCUUUGUUCGAAUAACAACAACUCCAGUUUACUUGCCAUUAGAGAGAAAUACAGUCAACAUAAGUACAAAUAUGUAGCAAAGAAGUAUGUCCCUCCUAUGAUACCUACAGAGUAUUUUCAUGACCAAAGCCACUAGAACUAGAUGUUGAUGUUCCAAUAAACUGUUGGGCUUACUUUUGUGUUGGUGAAUCUGGUGGCAGCUGGGCUGGUUGUGGUCUGAUUUUUUCAUCCAUUGGAUGAAACUAAUGUUGUAUAAUCUACUUUUUGUUCUCUUGUCUUUAGGAUAGUAUGUGCCAAUAGUUUUUCUUUUUCUUUUUUCUCCCUGAAAAUAGCAACGGGUAGUUUUUCUUAGUGUGUAGAAAACUAUUGGCUUUGUUGUAGCUAACUCUAUCAAUGAUUUCAGCCCCCAGCAAUGGCACUUUUCACUCUCA